This is a messenger RNA of Striga hermonthica, 2151 nucleotides long. Lineage: Eukaryota; Viridiplantae; Streptophyta; Magnoliopsida; Lamiales; Orobanchaceae. The record is from the annotation of a GenBank genome assembly.
AUGAUGGGUAAAACCAGGAAAGUUUCCAAGGGUAGCUCGAUUGGUUUUGUGCCAGAUUAUCGGCAUGCAUUGGAAACAGUUGCUGAGUCAGAAGGUUUUGUCAGCUCGGGCCGGGCUGAUAUAGACAUGGGUGCUUCCCAGGACCCCUGUGCUCCAAAUAGGAAGUGCAUCAGCUUGAACGUGGAUGGUUUUGAUAGGUCAAUUGUGCCAACUCAGCAUCUUUCUCUGUCUAUGAUGUCACCUUUCGAGAGGAGGGAUUUACAGAUCAGGUUGAAGUCUGAGCUUGAUAAAGUGUUAAAGCUUCAGAGAAAAUUAGCUUCUUUCAGUUCAAACGUUGCAGCCCGUCCACCGGCUGCUGUUGUUGAUGCUUAUGAUCAUGGGCCGAAUGGACAUGUUAUGGCAGAAACCUUGCCCCUGUCUACGAAGAAGAAGAAAGUCCCUCCUGGAAGAAAUGGGCCCCGCACUAAAGGCGGGCCAAAUAACAGAAACGAACUCGUGAAGCAGCAGGGUCAUCCAAAGAAUACCAGCUUUGUCAUGUUGAUGAAGCAGUGUGAUGCACUGUUAACUCGACUAAUGGGGCAUCAACAAGCUUGGAUUUUUAACGAGCCAGUUGACAUUGUAAAACAUAAUAUUCCGGAUUACUUCAAUGUUAUUAAGCAUCCGAUGGACUUAGGGACUGUGAAGAGUAAGCUACAUUCAAAUCAGUAUAGCAACCCAAUGGAUUUUGCUGCCGAUGUUAGACUCACAUUCAGAAAUGCGAUGACUUAUAACCCAGUUGGACAUACUGUCCAUAUUAUGGCUGAUGCAAUGAGUAAAUUCUUCGAAACGAGAUGGAAACCGAUUGAGAAGAAGAUUUCGUCCCGAGUGGACGAAUCAACAAUUACAAAAUCAAGUGGCGUUAUGGAAACUGAGAGUGCUUAUUUGCAUCCAGCUAAGAAGCAGAAAACUACUUCUGUGGAAAACAAUGUCAGGCAUGAGAUAGAAAAGCGGGUGAUGGGUGAAGGUGAGAGACAGAAACUAGGUAUGGACCUGGAGGAGUAUCUGGCUGAAUUGCCAGAUAACAUAGUCAGUUUUUUGAAAGAGAGCACCUUCAAUAGUAGUCAAGUGAGUGAGGAUGAGAUUGAAAUUGAGCUGGAUACUCUAAGCGAUGAAAUUCUUUUCAAAUUGCGGAAACUGUUGGAUGAUUUUCUUAUGGAGAGGCAGAAAAAACAAAUAAACCUGGAGACCUGUAAAAUUGAGAUGCAAAAGGAAUCAGGGUUUGAUGGAUCAUCUAGCCAGCCUGGAAAAGAUGAGCCUCUGGAUGAUGUGGAUAUUGGAAUAAAUGGCGCACCACCUGCAUCCAGUUCCCCCUUAAUUAAACCUCAUGAGGAUGCUGCGAGGAGGAACAAUAAAUGUAGUAGUUCAAUGGGCUCUGGUAGUGAGUCGGGAUCCUCGUCCUCUGAUACAGAAUCCGAGAGUUCUGCAUGUGAUAUAGAUGAUGACAAGAAGUCUGUUCUUGCUAGUUCUGCAACUGGAAUUGCAGAUGCUGUAGUAAAGCAGGAUCAACUAAGGGAGGACCCAAACAGUGGAGAUUCCUUGAACGGAAAUGCUGAUGAGCAAAAUACAGCAUCAAACCCUUCUACGUCUAUUGAGCCACAUUGUCACCGAGAGGGGGAGAGUGCUCCACAUGAAAGGCAAGGAGAAAAACCUGAUCCCGAGAAACUGAAGCUCGACAAAGAAGAGGUUGAAAGGCGGAGGAAAGAAGAGAAAGCUCGAUUGCAAGCUGAGGCGAAAGCUGCUGAAGAGGCUAGGAAAAAGGCUGAGGCGGAAGCUGCUGCAGAAGCCAAAAGGAAAAGAGAACUUGAGAGGGAAGCUGCACGUCAAGCUCUGCUUAAGAUGGAGAAGACCGUUGAAAUCAAUGAAAGCAGCCAAUUUAUGGAAGAUCUGGAGAUGCUAAGGUCUACACAAGAUGAGCCAUUGCAAAGCUUAAUAGAGGCCGCAAGCCCUGAAAAUUCUCAAAAUGUUCUUGGUAGUUUUAAGUUUCAAGCAAGCAGUAAUCCACUUGAGCAGCUUGGUUUGUAUAUGAAGAACGAUGAUGAUGAGGAAGAAGAAAUCGAACCUCAGAGCAAGCUGGAUGCUUCAAAUGAUCCGGAGGAAGGAGAGAUUGAUUGA